GAGACUGACUCUGCAAGACUUCAAAUAUCACCAUUUUCUCAUUUCCAUAACAGAAAUAAUAAAUAUCUUCUUCAACCUCCUUCCACGUCAUCAACCACCACCACCGUCUCCGUCGCCGCCGCCGCCGCUACUGCUUCAAGUUUCCUCCACAAAAUGACGACUUCCGCCGUCGCUAAUCACACUCGCUGCUCCUAACUUUCUAAAUUUAAAUGGAUAAUAUUAACCACCACCACCGCCUUAUGUUUCCGGUGCUCUUAAUCGCCUUCAUCUCCUUCUCACUCCUCUGCUUUGCUCUGUUCCGGCGGCUCCGCCACCGUCAUUCACCGCCGCUGAUAACCGACAUUGUCCGUACAAUCAAUAGUGACGAUUGUAUUACCACCUUACAAAACCUAAAAUCUGUUACAUCCGACGAUACGAGCCCUAAUUCUUCCUUACUUCUCGAGAUCUGGCCGGAAUUGUUAGCGGAUGACCGGAAGACGGCGGAGAAUGACGUCACAACGGCCGGAGACGAGGAAUGUGAAAGGAAAAAGAAGAAGAAGAAAAGAGCGAAGAAGAAACAACGAUCCGAUUGCGAUGAUUUGUCGAAAAAUCGAGUGGUGGAUAAGGAGGAUUUGGUUGGAGGAAAUGGAAGAGUGAAGAAGGAUGAGGAUUUAGUGUGUUUGUAUCCGUUUACUUCGGCUUCGAGUGCGACACAGAGGAGGAUUAAGCAACAGUAUGAUCAGCUUGUGAAAUCUCAUGAGUCCAAGGGAUUGACUCUGCUUCAGGUUGGUCAGUUUGUAAACUGCUUGAUUGAAGCAAGAAAUGAGCUAAAACACAAGUCUGAGGUCAUUCAUAGGAAGUUUACGAUUACAAAGGCUUUAUUAUUUAAAGCAGACAGGUCUUCAUUUGAUCGACUGCGCCAACAGAUAUACAAACUAGAGUUAGAACAAAAGAGGCUAGAAGAGGAUGCAUUUGUAUAUAACUGGCUUCAGCAACAACUUAAGCUCUCACCAGCUUACAAGAAGAUGCUUGAAAUCGGUGCUUACAUGGAGUCAAAGGCAAAAUCUGUUGAAGCAACAGAAGAUAGUGAUUUAGAUAAUGAUAUAUCUGAUAUUUCUUUUGAGGAGCUAUUGGCUCAGGAGAAAAAGGAUUCAUUCUGGCAAAAGAAGGGGAAACCCAAGUUCGGUUCGGGUUGAUGGGUUGAUGGCUGGAAAAUAGAAUUUUAAUGAUGCAUCUGUGCAGAGUUUUUAUUGCUUAUUUUGGGUUAUCUUAUAGAUUACACAGAACUUAUAUUGCUGAUGUAACCUAACUUAUAGAAUUUUGUUUUCUAAUCUACUGGUGAACUGAAACUAAAGCUUGUCUUGCUUUUGAUCA
Messenger RNA from Helianthus annuus (common sunflower), 1353 nucleotides. RefSeq lists its product as uncharacterized. The record is from RefSeq and is a predicted model, not a curated record. Bases 210 to 1175 code for a protein of 321 amino acids. The transcript has 6 exons. Lineage: Eukaryota; Viridiplantae; Streptophyta; Magnoliopsida; Asterales; Asteraceae.